CAAAAUGUGUGCGGGCACACUGAUUGUCGCCAUCGUAAGUUUCCAAUAAGCCGGAAAAACUAAGCAUUUUUCACUAUCGCGCGAAAGCUUGGAGGACACACUACGAAUAAAACGAGCCUACAUCCACGGAAUAAGUCUGCCCUUUCUUUCGGGAUUCAUAGUGGAGUAGCCGUUUAAAGGCAACUCAGUUGGCGCGACGAUAUAGAUCAUAAUAAAAGGGCGCAUUGUUUACUAUUAUUACAGUUCCAUAUUAAAAACAACGCUAUAGUAUUUUUCACCAGGCUGAUCGCACCGCUAAAAGUGCUUAAACUGAUAUGCUCCGUGGAAACAGUGUAUCAGAACUAGCUAUCAAUUUCAACGGGACUGGUAAAUCCGAUGUCAAAAACAAUCUUGAAAAUAAAAAUAAAUAACAACAUUGAAACCAAUGUAUCAAAAAAAAAAUAUAUAUAUAUAUAAAAAAACAAUGCUGGUCCAAAAACUAAAUAACGAGAAACUACUUCAUUGACGCCUGCAACACCACCGAUUGUGGCUGCUGAUCGUCGGCAAAGAAAUUCCAAGUUGCUCGGCUAUUUCCUCCGACGCAACAGCAUUUAGUGCCCGCACAUUUGUGUAUAAAAUCACUUUGCACUGUGAAGCCACUUUUUUGUUGGUCGACUCUCGCAGUAUGCGUACGAAACGGGCACUCUCUCUCUUUGGCUCUUGUGCAAGAAGUAUGAAGUCACCACAGAAACAUCGCAUAGCAUUACUCAUCACCUAGUCUUUUUUUGCACGUAUAAGUUUUGCAGAAAAAUUAUAAACUUUAGUGAUCGAGCUCCAUCCGAAGCCCAAUCACUCCAUUUGAAAAUAGCCAUUACACACUGAUCGUAAAGCAUAAAAACAUAAAUGAAACUUUUUUUGGGUUAAACGGCUUUUGCGGAUAUCAACUGUCUUUAAGUGGUUUGCGAUCAAAUAUUGCGCCACUCUAUCAUCUAAUCCACACCGCCACUUUUGUAGAAUCAUCAGGAAGGUGAAUAUGAGCCAAAUGAAAAUCGAAUUAUCACACAAUGAAGACCUAGCUAAAAAUGAGUCUGGAAAGAAAAGGUCUUUCAUAGCUGUUCGAUGGACACUACUUGAAGCUAAAGCUAUAGGAAAACCACAACAUUUUUGUAACAAGUAUAAAUGAAACUUGUUUGGGUUAAACGGCUUUUGCGGAUAUCAACUGUCGUAGUUACUUUGCUGCUUUUGCAAAGAACAGAUGCAGACAUUCCCGACUGCGAUUAUUACGACACUGUCAACAUUUCGGCAGCUCAAAAGCUACCGAAUGGAUCGUACUUAUUCGAGGGGUUACUCGUUCCGGCCAACUUGACGGCCGAAUAUGAGUUCACGAUCCUACCGGACGACUCGAAGCAGAAGGUGGACAAACACAUUAGAGGAUGUGUGUGCAAGCUGAAGCCCUGUGUCAGAUUUUGCUGCCCUCACAACCACAUAAUGGAUAUGAACGUUUGCGCUGGAGAUAUGACCGAGGAGGAGCUGGAAGUACUCGAUCCUUUUCUUAACGUCACUCUUGACGACGGGUCGGUGGUCAGGAGGCAUUUUAAAAAAGAACUAAUCGUCCAGUGGGACCUACCGAUGUCGUGUGACGGAAUGUUCUCUCUAGACAACCGGGAAAACACCGAUCAAUACACGUUGUUUGAGAACGGAAGUUUCUUUCGCCACCAUGACCGCGUCACGCUUAACAAACGGGAGUACUGCCUUCAGCAUCUUACCUUCGUAGAUGGUAAUGAAUCGUCUAUUCGAAUUGCACCUCACAACUGCCUAAUAUCGCCAUCCAGAAUGGGUCAGACGGUUGUGAUGAUCACUUCGCUGGUAUGCAUGGUUCUAACGAUCACCGUUUACCUCUUCGUUAAGAAACUGCAAAACUUGCACGGAAAAUGCUUUAUGUGCUACAUGGUGUGUCUCUUCAUGGCCUAUCUUUUACUUUUGCUCAAUCUGUGGCAGAUGUCCCAAGACUUUUGCAUAACAGCAGGUUUUCUGGGCUACUUCUUUGUCAUGGCCGCUUUCUUAUGGCUUUCCGUCAUCAGUCUGCACCUUUGGAACACGUUCAGCGGCUCUGCCCACAACGCGAAUCGCUUCUUAUCUGAGCAUCGGUUUCUGGCUUACAACACCUAUGUCUGGGGCAUGGCGGUGGUCCUGACUGGAAUCACCUAUCUGGCCGAUAAGGUCGUGGAAAACGAAGAUUGGAAUCCUCGUAUGGGCUUCGGCGGACACUGUUGGAUAUGUACCCAAAGAUGGUCAGCCAUGCUCUACUUUUACGGCCCGCUGGUAUUUCUUAUUGCAUUUAACAUAACCAUGUUUAUCCUGACGGCUAAUCGUAUAAUAGGAGUGAAAAAGGAUAUUCAGAAGUUUGCCCACAGGCAAGAGAGGAAGCAGAAGCUGAAUUCGGACAAACAGACUUACACCUUCUUCCUACGGCUCUUCAUUAUAAUGGGAUUGACGUGGAGCUUGGAGAUAGGCUCCUACAUUUCGCAAUUUAACCAAACGUGGUCCAACGUCUUUCUAGUGGCUGACUACUUAAAUUGGUCUCAGGGAAUCAUCAUAUUUAUACUGUUUGUACUGAAGCGCAGCACGUUGAGACUCUUGAUGGAGAGCAUUAGGGGUGAGGGUGAGGAGGUCAACGACAGCGAAGAAGAGAUUUCGCUCGAGAACACGAAGUAUGAUCGAAAUGUCCUGUAAUAGGAACCAUCCAAAAUACACAUGGACUGUUAUUUCUAAUAGAUCCAUGACAAAUCGGAAUACCGUGGAACAAACCUAAAACAAAUAAAGAACAGAACUCGACUUUCAUAUAAAAGCUGUAUUAAGUAAUUUUGUACACAUAUAUACUACAAACGCUCCGAUCAAAAAUAACGUAUUACCUUACUAACUCUUACUAAAACUUUUCCAUAAUGUUUUUUAACUUUUGAAAAUACAAAAAAAAAAAUUCGGCAUUAA
This is a messenger RNA of Drosophila santomea, 2967 nucleotides long. RefSeq names its product G-protein coupled receptor Mth. NCBI's taxonomy places the organism in Eukaryota, Metazoa, Arthropoda, Insecta, Diptera, Drosophilidae. Gene Ontology annotation, cellular component: membrane. Gene Ontology annotation, molecular function: G protein-coupled receptor activity. The transcript has 11 exons. Bases 1159 to 2712 code for a protein of 517 amino acids. Gene Ontology annotation, biological process: cell surface receptor signaling pathway; G protein-coupled receptor signaling pathway. The record is from RefSeq and is a predicted model, not a curated record.